Messenger RNA from Vicugna pacos (alpaca), 747 nucleotides. The record is from RefSeq and is a predicted model, not a curated record. NCBI's taxonomy places the organism in Eukaryota, Metazoa, Chordata, Mammalia, Artiodactyla, Camelidae.
AUGCCCACCAUAGUUGCAAAGGCUGUACCUGAUAAAGUAGAAUGUCCUAUAAUAGAGAUUCCCAAGCAAGAUUUUUUUCAAGAAACAAAAACUCUCAUCGCCCAACAAUAUAAGAAAAUCAAUGAGAAUAAAGUUCAAGAUACUUCUAUAAAUGUUUUUAGAAAUAAACAUCAAAACCCCAAAUCUGGCAGAUUCAUACCUUUGGAAAUUUGGGGGGGUAAAAAAAAGGAAACACGUGAUGUGGUCCAAGAACAGAACUUCAGGCAGCACACAAAAUGAUUUGUUUCCCAAAGACCAUCCAAAAGUGGACAUACUGAGGAGUCUCCAUAACAAACUUCUUUCAAGGAGCCACACAUUUUUAAUGUUAAAAAAAAUGCAAGGAGUCUAGUUCUAAUUGUGAAAGAACAAGUUAAACUGGGUAAAAUAGUUACUAAUAUUGAACCGGUGAGUAAAAAACAGAACGAAAAGCAACAGCACCAUGGGAAGUCCAUAAUGUUGAACUCAUUAAGUGCCUCCCCCAUCAGCCACCUUGACUUGCACUUACAACCCAUAACCUCCUCUUCCACGGGGCUUCUGAAAGAAUAUGACAGAGAAUUCUGUGAUUGGAGAGAAGUUGUGUUAAAAAGAUUUUCCUGUCUGGCUUGUGACUCCAGUUGGCCUAGUUCCUCUGGAUCAUCAUCAGUAUUUCAGGAUUAUUGUAUUGCUUUGCAUCAUGGACCAAAUUUCAAAGCAGUUAUAAACAUGUAG